This is a messenger RNA of Ceratotherium simum simum (southern white rhinoceros), 2167 nucleotides long. It is a transcript of the gene PRPS1, whose product is annotated as phosphoribosyl pyrophosphate synthetase 1. Gene Ontology annotation, biological process: purine nucleotide biosynthetic process; ribonucleoside monophosphate biosynthetic process; 5-phosphoribose 1-diphosphate biosynthetic process. Gene Ontology annotation, molecular function: magnesium ion binding; ATP binding; ribose phosphate diphosphokinase activity. The record is from RefSeq and is a predicted model, not a curated record. Lineage: Eukaryota; Metazoa; Chordata; Mammalia; Perissodactyla; Rhinocerotidae. Gene Ontology annotation, cellular component: cytoplasm; ribose phosphate diphosphokinase complex.
AGCUAAUCGGGACUGGCGGGGGGUGGACCUCCCUGCUGACCCCGCCUCUCCGGCGCUGGGCAAUUUAGAGCCGCGCGCCGGGCGGGAAUGUAAGAUGGCGGAGUAGCAACGCGAAGUGGAUAAUACUGAGUCUCUGGGCCGACCUCGGUUCAGGUCUCGGCAGCAGCAGUGAUCGCUGAGCGAGGAGUGCCUAGGGUAGUUGGCCAAGAUGCCGAAUAUCAAAAUCUUCAGCGGCAGCUCCCACCAAGACUUGUCCCAGAAAAUUGCCGACCGCUUGGGCCUGGAGCUAGGCAAGGUGGUGACUAAGAAAUUCAGCAACCAGGAGACCUGUGUGGAAAUUGGCGAAAGUGUGCGUGGAGAGGAUGUCUAUAUUGUUCAGAGUGGCUGUGGUGAAAUCAACGACAAUCUGAUGGAGCUUUUGAUCAUGAUCAAUGCCUGCAAGAUUGCUUCAGCCAGCCGGGUUACCGCAGUCAUCCCAUGCUUCCCUUAUGCCCGGCAGGAUAAGAAGGAUAAAAGCCGGGCUCCAAUCUCAGCCAAGCUUGUUGCAAAUAUGCUCUCUGUAGCAGGUGCGGAUCAUAUUAUCACCAUGGACCUGCAUGCUUCUCAAAUUCAGGGCUUUUUUGAUAUCCCCGUGGACAAUUUGUAUGCAGAGCCAGCUGUCCUGAAGUGGAUAAGGGAGAACAUCUCAGAGUGGAGGAACUGCACUAUUGUCUCACCCGAUGCUGGUGGAGCUAAGAGAGUGACCUCCAUCGCAGACCGGUUGAAUGUGGACUUUGCCUUGAUUCACAAAGAACGGAAGAAGGCCAAUGAAGUAGACCGCAUGGUGCUGGUGGGAGAUGUGAAAGAUCGGGUGGCCAUCCUAGUGGAUGACAUGGCUGACACUUGUGGCACAAUUUGCCAUGCGGCUGACAAACUUCUCUCAGCUGGAGCCACCCGAGUUUAUGCUAUCCUGACUCAUGGCAUCUUUUCUGGUCCGGCCAUUUCUCGCAUUAACAAUGCAUGCUUUGAAGCAGUAGUAGUCACCAAUACCAUACCUCAGGAGGAUAAGAUGAGGCAUUGCUCCAAAAUACAGGUGAUCGACAUCUCCAUGAUUCUUGCAGAAGCCAUCAGGAGAACUCACAAUGGGGAAUCGGUUUCCUACCUAUUCAGCCAUGUCCCUUUAUAAUAGAAUAAUUUCUGAGGCUUUUUAAAAAUAAAGUGAACCCCGCCCCUUGUUUUCCCUUGGUAUUUGAUGAAAAGUUCAGCAGAAGACCCAGCUUGCUCCAGUGUAGCUUUCUACAUCCCACACCAGGUAUAAUAGUGUUUCUCCUAAAAUUUAGGGCAAGACAGAUUGAGAUUAACUGCUGGGAUUUCCUGCCUACAUUGUCUCAUUCUGGCUUCUUUGAUUUUGUGAGCCUUGCAGCUUUAACUACAGCUCAGCUGCUGCAGGAUUUCAGCCUUUGAAGGGUGUUGUGUAGGGGUGUUGGAAUGUGAUUGGGGAAGCUCAGACUCCUUUGCAUGUGAAUGCUUCAGGGUUUCCUUGGUUCAGAACUACUACCAACAAAGCCAACCCAAUCCCCCCACCCCCAACCUGUGACAAGUUCUCUAAGGUCUAUGCUAAAUGACAGCAAGAGCCCUCGCAGCCAUGACCCCGGCUGUGGUUGCUGAGCCCCCUGUCAGGCGGGGACAGGCAGCUCUUAGCCCUGCUGCACUCAGGCGGGCGGGGCCUGAGGGGAGGCAGCAUUCGGUGCAGCAAAUGCUUCCUGGGAGGAAAAAGCCUGAUCCAUCACCCUCUGCUUGGGGACUGUAGUGCUUGGAUUCUCCUUCGUACCUGUUCCUUUCCAUUUGGCUUGAUCUUCAGCCAUCUUGACCUUUUCCUGGCCAAAUAUCUUCUUGGGCCCAACUGAUCAUUGUACCUUAGUGUUCUGGAAAGCAAACUCGCUUCUUGCUCUGUAUUCUCUAACAUUUACACGAGAUUAUUUUGCUGUAGCUUAAUCUUCCCUAGCCCACUACCACCGUGGUAGUAGGCUUUAGGUGGUGUUAUAGUGCCUUUUGAUUAAUUUAAGUAUUUGAUUUUCAUCUUCCUUCCUUGGAUCUAUUUGGCCUCUCAAAUGACCUGAGAUUUCUGUUAAAAAAAUUGAUGUUACUGUCUCUUGUAGAGGAAAAUAAUAAAAUGUUUGUCUGCGUG